GCAGGUGCCAAGGUCUCCUCGCUCGCCGUGGGAGGAGGAUCUCGGCGAGAUAAUCCCGGACCGUUUCAGCUUCACAGGGAGGAUUCCCCUGCCUUCAUCCUAAAUCCGGGAAAGUCACGUGAUCCGGCCCACAACCUGCCAGCCCUGCCGCGACUUCCCCCGAGGGCCACCGCAACCGGCCCCACCCCGCGCUCUGCACUCCUCCCCUCCCUUCCAAUUGGCCCCAGAGAAAAGUCCAGUGCCGGCCCCGGACCUAUAAUAAGCCUCGUUCCGGACCGUCUAUGGCAGUUUCGCGCGGAAAGCCGGCGCCCAAAGUAGCAUCCCUUUCCCUUUUAGAGGCUUUUUCUCUCUCUUGCCUCCGCGUCAGGAUCUUGGUUCUUCCUUGCGAUCGCCUGGAGGAAAGUCGAUCCCUUGAAAUCGGGUCUCCAGAGAGAAAUCAACCGGUCGCAUCGCAGCUCAGAUUGCUGAUAGGAAAUCCUUCCCCGCGGCUAGAUUGCGCUAAGGCCAUCUCCUCCUCAGACGCACGAGUCGGCACGCUCCUGCUUGAUCUCUUCCCCUCCAUCGAGCUAGAGCCUUCUGCUGAGCAGUCUCUUUUUCUCCUUUUCCUUCUUGUAUUUUUAUCCAACCUGCUGUGGGCAUAUCCCACCUGGCUGCGCACGACGAGACCGGCCAGCUUCCUGCUGCACGCGGCUUUUAAGGUUAGGUCCCGCCUGUAGCCAAAUACCACCAGCAGUCGGAGGUUUGGUUAGAUUCCUCCACCAGAGAGAGACCCCAGUUGGUCGAUUGCAUGUUGAUCUCCUCUCCCUGCAGUUCCACGCCACGUGCGGCUAGCUGGUCUCUCAGGUCCUCGCUAACGCUCCUUCGCCGCACGCAGAGAGAUCCAUCCCUGGCGUCAUGAGCUCCCCCUUAAAGCGAGUCCCCCUGCUCAGCUCUCUCUUGAAGCGGCGAGGCCCUGGCAGCGCGCCCGUCCAGCAGCAGCUGCUGCCCACCUCGUCUGUGUGUGCCUUGCAGCCCAAGGAGGAGAUGCCCGCUUGCCCCAGGCAGGCCCCCCACUCGCUUUCUGCCUUGCCUGGUCCCACCAAGUGGCCUCUGAUGGGCAGCCUCUUGGACAUCCUCUGGAAAGGGGGCCUCAAGAGACAGCACGAGACGCUGGCUGAUUACCACCGCAAGUUUGGCAAGAUCUUCCGCAUGAAGCUAGGGGCUUUUGACUCUGUGCACAUCGGAGCACCCUGCUUGCUGGAGGCCCUUUACAGGAAAGAGAGUGCUUAUCCACAGCGACUUGAGAUCAAGCCCUGGAAAGCCUACCGGGACUACCGUAAAGAGGGCUAUGGGCUGCUUAUCCUAGAAGGGAAAGACUGGCAGCGAGUAAGAAGUGCAUUUCAGAAAAAAUUAAUGAAGCCUACAGAAAUUGUGAAGUUGGACACCAAAAUCAAUGAGGUCCUAGAAGAUUUCAUACAUCAGAUAGACACACUUUGUAACAAGAAUGGAGAAAUAGAAGAUUUAUAUUCUGAACUGAACAAAUGGUCAUUUGAAAGUAUUUGUCUGGUACUGUAUGGGAAAAGAUUUGGACUCCUGCAGCGGGACAUCGGAGAUGAAGGCUUGAACUUUAUCAAGGCUGUAAAAACGAUGAUGUGUACAUUUGGGAAGAUGAUGGUGACCCCAGUUGAACUCCACAAAAGCCUGAAUACUAAAGUUUGGCAGGCUCAUACAAAGGCAUGGGACAAUAUCUUUAAGACAGUGAAAUGUUCUAUUGACAGCAGGCUGAAGAAACAUUCUGCCAACCCCACUGAGGAUUUCCUCUGCGACAUUUACUUUGGGAGUCAGCUUUCAAAGAAAGAGCUAUAUGCUGCCAUCACAGAGCUCCAGAUUGCCGGAGUUGAAACGACUGCCAACAGUUUACUCUGGGCUCUCUACAACAUCUCAUGCAACCCACACGUCCAGGUAAAGCUGUUUGAGGAAAUACAGAGUGUGGUCUCGGCUGGGGAGAACCCAAAUGCUGAACAUCUGAAGAAAAUGCCCUAUUUAAAGGCCUGCCUGAAAGAAUCUAUGAGGAUAACACCAUCUGUGCCAUUUACCACUCGGACCCUAGAUGAAGAAACAGUCCUUGGAGACUAUGCUCUUCCUAAAGGGACGGUGUUGAUGAUCAACAGUCAUGCUCUGGGAUGCAAUGAAGAAUACUUCAGUGACUGGAGUCAAUUUAAGCCAGAGCGUUGGCUCCAGAAAAAUAUAAAUCCUUUUGCUCAUGUUCCAUUUGGGAUUGGAAAAAGGAUGUGUGUCGGACGCCGCUUGGCAGAGCUGCAGCUGCAAUUAGCUCUCUGUUGGCUCAUCCGGAAAUAUCAGAUUGUAGCAACUGAUGACAAGCCAGUGGAAGCCCUGCACUUGGGGAUCCUCAUCCCCAAUCGAGAACUUCCCAUCGCCUUCAGAAGACGAUAAAGAUACUUUUUGAAGGAAAACAGUGGACUGCUGCUUUUUCUGCAGAGUUGAAUGCUUGGAGCCCCAACUCCUUCAGCAACCAGUGGCUAGGCAUGUUUUGAGCUGUGUGCUGUGGAUGGG
Messenger RNA from Rhineura floridana, 2553 nucleotides. RefSeq names its product 1,25-dihydroxyvitamin D(3) 24-hydroxylase, mitochondrial. The record is from RefSeq and is a predicted model, not a curated record. The coding region runs from base 895 to 2433 and encodes 512 amino acids. Gene Ontology annotation, cellular component: mitochondrial inner membrane. The transcript has 12 exons. Gene Ontology annotation, biological process: cortisol metabolic process; C21-steroid hormone biosynthetic process; cholesterol metabolic process. Gene Ontology annotation, molecular function: oxidoreductase activity, acting on paired donors, with incorporation or reduction of molecular oxygen; heme binding; monooxygenase activity. NCBI's taxonomy places the organism in Eukaryota, Metazoa, Chordata, Lepidosauria, Squamata, Rhineuridae.